GCCAUGUGGGUAGUGUCCGGUGUUCCCUCUCCCCUUUCGGCCUUUCCACACGCACGCUGAACUCCCCUUCCUUCCUUCGUUGACUCGAUCUCGAGAGCUGCUCCUGCCGGAUCUGAUGAUGGAGCCGGCGGGAGACUCUUUUGUGGAGGCCGCGAUUGCAUGGCUGGUGCAGACCAUCCUUGCAACGCUCCUGAUGGACAAGAUGGAGGAGUGGAUUCGGCAAGUCGGUCUUGCCGACGACGUCGAGAGGCUCCAGCGCGAGGUCGAGAGAGUCGACAUGGUGGUGGCUGCUGUGAAGGGGAGGGCAGCCGGGAACAGGCCUCUGUCCCGGGCUCUCGCUCGUGUCAAGGAGCUUCUCUACGACGCCGACGACGUGGUCGACGAACUGGACUACUACAGGCUCCAACAGCAAGUCGAAGGAGGUAUUACGAGUGACAAGCCUGACGAUAUGCGUGGAGCUGAAAGAGUGGAUGAAAUAUCAAGGGGCCAUGUCGAUACACUGAAUGUCAGUGUUGGGAAAUUACGGUCCUCGGUAUGGGAACACUUUACCAUCACAGAAACUGUCGACCGGAAGCGUUCAAAAGCCAAAUGUAAGUACUGUAGAAAGGAUUUUAAUUGCGAAACGAAGACAAACGGGACUUCAUCUAUGAAAAAACAUUUGGAGAAAGAGCAUUCCGUAACUUGUACGAAGAAACGUGGAGCCCAUCCACCAAACCCUUCAAGCACCGGUGAUGCGACUUGUAAUGUGAGGUCGGUUGAAGUUGGUAGUUCGUCCAACGGAAAAAGAAAGAGAACAAAUGAGGAUCCAACACAAACCACCGCAGCUAACACACACACCCAAUGGGACAAGGCUGAGUUUUCCAAUAGGAUAAUUAAAAUUACAGGCCAGUUACAGUCACAGGACAUCCAAGGGGCUUUGAGUAAAGUUCUUGGGCCAUAUGGACCUAGCGCUACUUCAAGUUCAAGUCAUCACCGCCCGAGUACAACCUCAGCUCAGCACCCAACAACAUCAAGUCUUGUUCCACUGGAAGUUUAUGGCAGAGUUGCAGAAAAGAACAAGAUCAAAAAGUCAAUAACUGAAAACCAAUCUGGUGGUGUAAAUGUUCUACCUAUUGUAGGCAUUGCAGGUGUUGGAAAGACAACUCUCGCUCAAUUUGUGUAUAAUGAUCCAGACGUGAAAAGUCAAUUUCACCACAGGAUAUGGGUUUGUGUGUCCCGUAAAUUUGAUGAAGUGAAGCUCACAAAGGAGAUGUUAGACUUUUUUCCUCGAGAAAGGUAUGAAGGAAUUAGCAAUUUUGCGAAGCUUCAAGAGAUCUUGAAAGAACAUAUCGAGUACCAGUCGAAGAGCUUUCUGCUUGUAUUAGACGAUGUCUCGGACAAUGUUGAUUAUCAUAAAUGGAACAAAUUGUUGUACCCUUUGAUGUCAAGUCAAGCAAAGGGUAAUAUAAUUCUAGUCACAACCAAAAAUUUGUCUGUUGCACAAAGGUUAAGAACACUUGAACCGAUCAAGUUAGGUGCUUUAGAAAAUGAUGAUAUGUGGUUAUUGCUCAAGUCAUGUGCAUUUGGUUUUGGGGACUACAAAGGUCCGGGAAAUCUAAGAGCUAUUGGAAUGCAAAUAGCAGAGAAGUUAAAGGGCAACCCGUUAGCAGCAGUAACUGCAGGGGCACUGUUAAGAGAUCAUCUUAGCGUUGAUCAUUGGAGUAACAUUCUCAAGAAAGAGAAGUGGAAAUCGUUGGGACUCCAUGGGGGCAUCAUGCCUGCUUUGAAGCUUAGCUAUGAUGAGCUACCGUACCAUUUACAACAAUGUUUCUCGUAUUGUUCUAUAUUUUCUGAAAAAUAUAGGUUUCUUCGGAAGGAACUGGUCUAUAUUUGGAUUUCUCAAGGAUUUUUGAAUCACACUAAGAGAUUGGAGGAGAUAGGAUGGGAAUGUCUGAAUAAUUUGGUGAACCUGGGAUUCUUUCAGCAGAUUGGAGAGCAACAGGAAGGGGAUGAAGAUGAGGAAGAAGAUUUUUUUCUAGGCAGUAAAAUUUGGUAUUGUAUGUCUGGUCUCAUGCACGAUUUUGCAAGGAUGGUUUCAAGGACUGAGUGUGCAACCAUGGAUGGUCUUCAGUGUAAUAAUAUGUUACCAACUAUACGUCACUUGUCAAUUGUGACCAAUUCUGCAUAUAGCAAAGAACAGCAUGGAACCAUACCUCGCAAUAUCAAGUUUGAAGAGAACCUGAGAAAUGCAUUUGCAUCAGUGAGGAAAUUGAGGACAUUAGUUUUAUUUGGGCACUACGACUCUUUCUUCUUCAAAUUGUUCCUUGAUAUAUUCCAGAAGGACCAGAACUUGCGUCUGCUGCAAAUGUCUGCAACAUGUGCUGAUUUUGAUUCCUUCAUGUGUAGUUUGGUAAAUCCUGCACAUCUUCGCUAUCUAAAACGUGAACCUGAUGAGGUGAAUGGUGCUUCCCCUCAAAUUUUGAGCAAGUUGUACCAUCUUCAAAUAUUAGAUGUUGGCUCAUACACUGAUCCUAUACCUGAUGGUAAUAAUAAUCUAGUUAGCCUGCGGCAUCUUAUUCCAGAAAAUGGAGUAUACUCUUCCAUUGCUAGCAUUGGUAGAAUGACAUCACUUAAAGAGCUACAUCAUUUUAAGGUUCGGUUUUGUUCUAGAGGAUUUGAGAUAUCACAACUCCAAUGCAUGAACGAGCUUGUACAACUUGGGGUGUCUCGAGUUGAUAGUGUUAAAACUCGGGAGGAGGCUUAUGGAGCAGGACUGAGAAGCAAAGAAUACUUGAAAAAUCUGCACUUGUCCUGGAAGGAUACCUUGUCACAGAAGGAAUGUGACACUAGCUCUGAAUAUUCUGCAGACGAAAACGAGGAGCUCUCACAAAUGGAUACAGCAAGAGAGGUGCUCGAGGGACUUGAACCUCACAUGAACUUAAAGCAUCUACAUAUAUCUGGGUAUAAUGGUACUACUUCACCAACUUGGCUUGCCAACAAUCUCUCAGUUACCUCCUUGCAGACGCUUCACCUUGAUGGUUGUCGAAGAUGGAGAAUACUUCCAUCUCUUGAAAGUCUUCCAUUUCUUACAAAGCUGAAGUUGAGCAGCAUGCUGGAAGUAAUAGAAGUAUUGGUUCCUUCACUGGAGGAGCUAGUUUUGAUGGACAUGCCUAAGUUAGUGAGAUGCUCAAGCAUUUCUGUGGGGGCUCUGAACUCUAGCUUACGAGCACUACGGAUCGAGGAUUGUGAAGCACUAAAGGAGUUUGAUCUGUUUGAGAACGAUGAUAAUUCUGAAAUCAUUCAGGGGUCAUGGCUGCCUGGUCUUAGGAAUUUGAUUGUGAAAUGUUGCCCUCAUUUGAAAGUGUUGAAGCCUCUUUCACCUUCAACUACCUUUUCUAAGGUAGUCAUCAGAGAAGUUCCAAGAUUUCCGUAUAUGGAGGUAUCAUCUGGUGAAAAGUUAGAAAUUGGGAAAUUUGAUGAGGACGGAGAUGAUUUUGAUGAAUCUUGUGAUGAGUUGAGGAUACUGGAUGACAAAAUUUUGGCAUUCCACAAUCUUAGAAACCUCAAAUCGAUGGAGAUAUAUGGUUGCAGAAAUCUAAGGUCUUUUCUGUUCGAAGGUUUCAGUCAUCUUGUCUCUUUAUUAAGUUUGGAUAUAACAAAGUGUGAACAACUUUUCUCUUCGGAUAUGUCGCCAGAGUAUACCCUUGAAGAUGUGAGAGCUGUGAACUUCAAUGCCUUCCCAUUUCUCAAAAAUCUCAGUAUUGACUCAUGCGGAAUAGCGGGGAAGUGGCUAUCGCUGAUGCUGCAGCAUGCGCCAGGCCUAGAGGAAUUGCGUUUAAGAUAUUGCGCACAUAUAACAAGAGUAGUGUUACCGAUGGAAGAGGAAGAAAACAGUCUCUUAACAACAGUAGUGUCAUCAGGAAAUCAAGAUGAGGCAUUGACCUGGUUAGUUCGUGACGGACUCUUGCACAUUCCAUCAAAUCUCGUCUCCUCUCUCAAGAAGAUGACUAUUGGUCAGUGCCCUCGCCUAAAGUUUAACUCGGGCAAGGACUGCUUCUCUGGAUUUACCUCGCUUGAGAAGCUUGAAAUUUGGGGAUCAUUGGUGGAUGAUGACGGAAGUGAUGACCUGGAGAAUGGAAGUCCUUUUGUGUUCGGAGAGGAGGAUCAACCCCUGGGAGCGAAUGGAAGAUGGCUCCUCCCGACAUCACUUCAGGAGCUUAACAUCGGGUGGUUCUGUUACCAAGAAACGCUGCAACCCUGCUUUCCUAGAGAUAUCACCAGCCUUAAAGAGUUAAGUGUACGUUCAAUCCAAGGUUUGCAAUCUCUACAGCUGCACUCAUGCACGGCACUGGAAGGAUUGGAGAUUAGAGGCUGUGAAUCGCUCACCGUCACUGUACUAGAGGGCAUGCAACCCAUUGGCAGCCUCGUGCGUUUGAAUGUAUCAGACAGUACUGGCUUGCCACCAUGUUUGGAGAGCUUUUCAACGCUGUGCCCUCGGCUUGAAAGGCUUUGCACCGAUGACCCAUCUGUCCUUACCACGUCAUUCUGCAAGCACCUCACCUCCCUACAAAGACUAGAACUUAGUUUCUUGAAAGUGACGAGACUAACAGAUGAGCAAGAGCAAGCGCUUGUGCUGCUCAAAUCCCUGCAAAAGCUCGAAUUCAUUUGGUGUUCUGCUCUAGUAGUUCUUCCUGAGGGGCUGCACACCCUUCCUUCCCUCAAGAGAUUGGAGAUAAACCAGUGUGGACGCAUCACAAGGCUGCCAGAAGCAGGCCUCCCACAUUCGCUGGAAGAACUCGAAAUCCGGUCUUGCAGCCAGGAGCUAGAUGAUGAAUGCAGGCGGCUAGCAACAAGCAAACUGAAAGUCAAGAUUGAUUGGACGUAUGUGAAUUAAUUACUGUAUGGCUUGUUAUGGACAUGUUUCUGCAUGCACAACUCUGUACCGCUUGGUUGCUCUUGAGUCAUAUAUCAUGUUAUAUUCAGA
This is a messenger RNA of Triticum aestivum (bread wheat), 4963 nucleotides long. RefSeq names its product putative disease resistance protein RGA3. Gene Ontology annotation, molecular function: ADP binding; DNA binding. The record is from RefSeq and is a predicted model, not a curated record. The transcript has 3 exons. Bases 116 to 4873 code for a protein of 1585 amino acids. Lineage: Eukaryota; Viridiplantae; Streptophyta; Magnoliopsida; Poales; Poaceae.